AUGAGGUACGUCACCGUGGAGCUUUUCGGCCCUAACAGGCGUCAGCCGCCGAGAAAGGGUUCCAUGCAAAUUCAUGCCAGAUUGGGAGCAAGGCACAAGGGUGGGCAAGGGUGGAUCCCGGACGGUUAUGGAGGGUACCCCCGACGCCAUCGCAACGGAGUGGCGAUUAAGAUAAUAGACGUCGAGCAAGGCAAGAAGGAUUACGUGAUGAAGAACCUGACGAGGGAGGCGAAGGUCUUGUCAAUGCUACAGCAUCCGAGCAUCGUCAGACUCUACGAAACUAUCCGGUGCGGAUCUGUGUACUAUCUCGUGACGGAACUCGCGACCGGCGGCGACCUGUGCACACACAUUAAGGAGCAGCCGGCCGGUAAACUGGACGAGAACACGGCGAGGCUCUAUGCCAGACAGCUGGUCGCCGCUCUCAAGCACAUGCACUCGAAAGGAGUCGUUCACCGAGAUCUUAAAAUGGAGAACAUCGUAUUGCAGGACGAACGCAAGGAACAGAUCAAGAUAGUGGACUUUGGUCUCAGCAAUAUUUACGCCAGCGGCGAUCCUCUGCGAACGCACUGCGGAUCUCCAGAGUACGCUGCUCCCGAACUCUUUGUCGUAGGUAAACGAUAUGGGCCGGAAGUAGAUUUGUGGAGCCUAGGUGUCGUUUUAUAUGGCAUGACUAUCGGUCGACUUCCAUUCCUGUGCCCCCGCGACGAAUGGACGUCAUCAGAGGAACGUCGACGGAGGCUGAUGAUCCAAAUCAAUAGGGGCUUGACAUCGAUCCAGGAAAAAGCUAUGUACCAAACGUCGAUCGAAUGCAGGAACUUAAUAAACCGCUUGCUCAUUCCAUCGGCUCGCGAAAGAAUCACCAUUCGAGAGAUUCUUGAUCAUCCUUGGAUCCUUGUGACAUCGAAGAGUAGCUUUCAUUUUCACUCUGAAGACGACUUGAACGUUUCCAAUCACGUCUCGAUAAUGAACGAGAUCGCGACGGCAAUGCGAACAACCACGGCUGCCGUCGAGGCUGAAAUAAUGAGACGAAAGUAUGGAGAAAUUGGCGGCAUGUAUAAUAUUAAAAAGCAUAAAUUGUAUCAAGCUUCUUCUGUUUAUCACCUACCACCGCGUCUUCUUCGAAAUUCUAUGUGUCGAACUGAAGACAUUUCAUCGUCAACUACUAUCAGAAUGGCGAAAAGUAAUUUACGAAAUGGUACGUCCGGCAACUCUGACAAUACCGAUCGCAUAAUCGUCAUGCGACGCAGCCAGGUGCAAGAUCGAUCAGUCAAGAAAUCCUCAUUACACGGUUCCACGACGUGGAACUGGCGAUGCCGCUCCGGAAACGAAAACCGCUCUUCCGAGGAACGGAGAAAUUACAGGAUUCGUUACGAUACCACAAAUACCACAUCCUUAUCGCCCCAGCAGUGUCGUGUCCCGCAAAUUACAAAAAUUCAGGCCGAUAAGCUUUCGGAUCGACGAUCUUACAGAGACGAGACGAAGUCAAGAAGUUCUACAUCUAGUAGCAUUUCCAAAAAAAUGGAGAAAAAAGACUGUGUCUCUAGGACCUGUAAAGUGGACUGUGAAAUAAUUCCUAGCCCUUCGACUUUACAAACUUAUUCGCGUGUUAGUAGCGAGAGCGUACCUACUUCGCGAAUUAAAGAAAGUUUUCAUAAAAAGAUACUUGCCCCACCGUGGCGAUGUCGAGUCGGUAGUGCGAGAAUUAGAAAAGAUACAUGAAACUAUAAAAAGCACUUUUGAAAGAAGUGUGCAGAAUAGCGACGUUUUCGCCUUUCUGCGAAUAGAAAUUUGGUUAAAUAUGUAUGUAACUAUCGAGAUUAGCUGUUAAUCUCAUUAAAUUAUUUGCAAUUGUAUGAAAGAAUCUCAACAGCUCCAAACUGAAUUUGUUUAACAAAU
Molecule: messenger RNA, 1896 nt
Organism: Trachymyrmex cornetzi
Lineage: Eukaryota; Metazoa; Arthropoda; Insecta; Hymenoptera; Formicidae
Product: hormonally up-regulated neu tumor-associated kinase homolog B
Exons: 12
Coding region: 1-1719 (572 amino acids)
Biological process (GO): protein phosphorylation; intracellular signal transduction
Cellular component (GO): cytoplasm
Molecular function (GO): ATP binding; protein serine/threonine kinase activity
Source: RefSeq, a predicted model, not a curated record